AUGAGCAGCCGACCUCGCCCUGCCGGUAUGGCUGGUGCCAUUCGAGAUAAGCAACUUUCGAAAUUUAACGAAGAUGAGGCGUCGAAUUUAUUGGAGUGGAUUGCAACGAUAACAAAAGAGGACUUCAAUACGAGUGGUUCCCGAGAAAACUUCAGUGAAAGACUUAAAGAUGGACAGCUUCUGUGCAGAUUGUUAAACGCAAUUCAACCCGGUACCGUUAAAAAAAUCAUGAAACCAAUGAGCAAUUUUAACUGCAUGGAAAAUAUUAAUCAAUUUUGUACGAGCGUACGCGAGAUGGGUGUUAAAGAUGAAGAAACUUUUCAAUCUGUCGAUCUUUUCGAAUCACGUGAUUUUUUCUCAGUUUGCGUCACAUUGCAGUCAUUGGCCAGAUUGGUAAGUUUGAUAGUUAAUCAGACAAAAGAUACUUUCUCGUAG
Molecule: messenger RNA, 435 nt
Organism: Anisakis simplex (herring worm)
Lineage: Eukaryota; Metazoa; Nematoda; Chromadorea; Rhabditida; Anisakidae
Source: the annotation of a GenBank genome assembly